Haplochromis burtoni (Burton's mouthbrooder) is the source of this 3980-nucleotide messenger RNA. It is a transcript of the gene dipk1b, whose product is annotated as divergent protein kinase domain 1B. The transcript is spliced from 8 exons. NCBI's taxonomy places the organism in Eukaryota, Metazoa, Chordata, Actinopteri, Cichliformes, Cichlidae. The record is from RefSeq and is a predicted model, not a curated record. Bases 2357 to 3658 code for a protein of 433 amino acids.
UUUUUUUUUUUUAUCAGGUUAGUAUGAUGGAGAAGAGUGGUAGGAGAUAGGGAUUUUAACACUAGCCCAGGCUUGUAAUCUUCCUGUACAUUAACGGUAAGUGACUAACAUUUGUUAGUCAAGGAAGUUAUGAAAUGAACUAAAAAAUUAAUAAAUAAAUACUCACCAAAAAUGUUUCAGCUAAUUGUCAUUUGAACGAAUGACUUAUUUCUUAUUUGCAGAUGUACCGUCCAGCUCUUGGAAAACAGAUUUUAAUGAACCAACGAAAAACUUCCAUUGAUAAAUAUGAGGAGAGAAGAGGUGCCAUUGCUUUACCUUCAUGCAGAUGAAGGCGGUUGAGCUGAAGUGAAGGCCGUUCACAGGAUGAUGUCAAGGUUUGCACUUAAAUGGUUCAGACACGCUUGUGGAGCAGCAGCGGCUUGGCUUCAGAAAGGUGACUACCCAGUGUGCCUCAGGGUUGGAGACGAUGUUAUUUCCAGGAGCUCUAACGAUUCCUCACCACCUGACUCCUCCAUUCAGCUUGCUCUCUCUUCAUUUCUUGAUUUCCUGUUUGAGCAUUUCAUCCGCCUUACUUCCAUUAGUUUGUUUUUCUUUUGCUUAACUUUUGAAGACAUUGUUUUUUUCAGUUGUAUUUUUCAUUUUGAUUACGUGCAUAUGAAGCGUAAUGUCCUCGUUGCGCGUAAUCACAUAUGAAAGAUUACUUUGGAAAUUGCAUUUGUGGUGAGUGCUAUAUCAGCUUUUCCCACAAUCAAAUCACUCUGAUGAUCAUAUGAUAAAGGCAAGUGUUUGUGUGUGUCGAUCCAUUCCCUAGGAAAUGAUGAUUUCCUUUCCUGUUUGCUCACAUUUACAAACUGAAAAUAUGUAAUGGGAGCUUUUACUUGACUACUUAGCUGGUGUAGAAUUUGACAUGCAUGAAACAGAAAAUGUAAUAAAAUAAAUUGACAUGAAAUAAAAUUAUUUUCCUGAAAGUUGUGAAAUGUCUGUUUUAAAAACAAUAUAGCUUAAUAGGGAAGAGCAAAACAAACAAAAAGUUCAAAGAAUUACUUAUGAAAAGACUUAAUUAAAGAGGUAUGUAAAAAUUAGGAGCACUAGCAAAAGACUGCAAAAUUAAAUAGAAUUCAUUGUAGUAAAAAACAAGGAAAGCAAAUGUCAUCAUGCAUUGAAGUGGCUCAGUGUGAAGAGUAGCACACGGGGCAAAAAUGACUGCACACAGACUAAUGUGGGAUCAGUGCUGAACUUGAGGCAAGAUCAGAAAGGUUUUGCGUUAUGUAGGAAAGAUUGCCUGCGUCACUCUUUGUUUAGUUAUGUUAUGGUUCGGCAGCAAAUGUCAUUUCCCCACCUCUGAGAGUUGCUUCCACUGUUUAUUCACCCAGACCACACUUGGAUGAUCCACCUGUUCUUCCGGCAGGUAGUGAUUUUAGCACUUUAGCUCUACCCACUGCAAAGAAAUCAAUUCUUUUGACUUUGGUUUUCUUUGAGGUUUCACUACAAGUUCUGGACUCAUGCAGCACAAAAAGCGACAAGUGGAUCCAUGCCAUGCCCUCCACAAUAUGAAAGAGUCAUUGAAUCCCCUCCGUAGAGGUGAGCCAAGCAAUCCAAAUAACGAUAGUGCCGAUACCAACACCGUUAUUGGUUUUGGAUCAAGCCUAGCAUGAAUGGAUCGAAUCUUUGUUUCUAUCCUCUUAUCCCUUCGGCAGGAAAUCUAUGCCAUGACUUGUGAUGUACGCAUAAACUCAUUUUAACUCUACGAGGUAACCUGACACGCACCUCCAAAAAUGCAAAAUGCAGUAUGGACAGCACUAUCCCUUCUCGGGGCUUUCCUUCAAUUUGUCAGCCGCAGGUUGCAAGGAAGGAGGCGCGGUAAGAUUUCCCGUCGGCAGAUAAAAUCCCGUCAGCUCUGACGCCUCUCCCUUUAAGAUGCGCAGCAGCGAGUCUCUGGGAAACUGAGGCUGUGCGCUCGUCGGGUCCAAGCAGCGCUUAUUUCUUUGUCACAAUGAUGCCUUCUUUGAUCUGAUUGGACGGUGAAGGUGCUGCUGGUCUAAUAUUCGGAAAAUAUCGGGGAUCAUAGCUGAGGAUCUCUCUGAUUCUGGGCCGCGUCGGUCGUUCUGUGGCCCCGAUGGAGCUGAAAUAUCGCUCAGCUUCAAGGACACACUCUUCAUCAUAUUUUUUGAGCGGCUGAAUGAUUUCUAUUGAAAACACACGCUGUGAUCAAGGCAAGCAAAGAGGAGAAAACAGCUCGAAAAGCAGCUCGUUGUAAUAACCAGUAAAUAUGCGACGCGUGUCGUGGUUUACUGCGAGAAUGUGAUCAGACGGGACUCUGGUUUCUCGCUCUGCUGCCUCCGAAAAAGAGUCGCUCAUGAUGCCCAGGGCUUUGCGGAGACUGGUCCAUUUGAUGCUGUUCUGCCCUUUAUCCAAAGGCCUGCAGAGUCGCCUUCCAGCUAUUAAAGUGAAGUACCUUCUGCUGGCAUGGCUGGGCAUCCUCGUCAUCAGCUGGAUCGUCUACAUGCAGUAUGCCUCCUACUCUGAGCUGUGCCGUGGGCAUGUUUGCCACAUGGUCAUCUGUGAUCAUUAUAGAAGAGGCAUAAUAUCAGGUUCAUCCUGCAAGGCACUAUGUGACCAGAGAACGCUAACUCUGCAGCGCUGCAUGUCCACCUCCUCCACACAUCAGGUAUACAAUGGACUGUGGAAGGAGAAGCCUGUGGUAAUUAAAUGUGGCGUUGAAGAUCCGGUGAAAACUGACGGAGCGCCCGACUCCAUGCUGCGACAGGAGAUGAGCCUGUUUGACAAACCCACACGUGGAACCUCGAUGGAUGAAUUUAAAGAGAUGCUGCACAGUUUCCUUAAGGUUAACCUCGGUGAACAGUCAUCUUUGAGCACCUUGGUGGACAGAGUCAUCACGCUUGCUGAUGUCAACCAAGAUGGCAAAGUGUCACUAGCAGAGGCCAAGUCUAUCUGGGCUCUCCUCCAGAUCAACGAGUUCCUCCUGAUGGUGGCGCUGCAGGAGAAGGAGCACACCCCGAAACUGUUGGGCUUCUGUGGAGAUUUGUAUGUGACGGAGCGUGUAAGCCACAACUCACUCUACAGGCUCGAGGUGCCAAAUUCCCUGCAGUCUAUCGUCCCAGAGGCCUUGAGCUCCAGCCUGAACCACUGGCUCGCGCCAGCUUGGCCCCGCCGAGCUCGCAUCACCAUUGGCCUGCUGGAAUUUGUGGAAGAGGUCUUCCACGGCUCCUACGGGAGCUUCCUAAUAUGUGACGCCAAUCCUUACCACGUUGGCUACAAUUCAAAGUACGACUGCAAGAUGGCCAACCUUCGCAGCGUGGCAUCAGAAGCUGUUGUGCGGGGAUUUUUGAAGGGACGGCGAUGUGAGACGAAUGCAGACUGCACGUAUGGGCGGGACUGCACGGCCACCUGCGAUCGGCUGGUGAAGCAGUGUAACACAGAGGUUGUGCAGCCUAAUCUCGCUAAAGUGUGCGUGCUGCUGCAGGACUAUCUGCUUUUCGGAGCGCCUUCAGACCUUCGUGGGGAUCUGGAAAAACAGCUGCGCACCUGUGUGACACUCAGCGGGUUGGCAAGCCAAAUGGAGGUUCACCACUCACUAGUGCUCAACAACCUGAAGACGUUACUAUGGAAGAAGAUUUCAAACACUCAGUACUCCUGAAAAACGGAUGCUCUACUAUAAAUGAAUUGUUACAUGAAGACAGGUGGUUUUUGGUUAUGACGCUUGCAGUAAAUGUUUUAGAGGGUCGUGUUUAAUCAUGUAUUUUCACUCUACACUGACUGUGAAUAACAGGAAACUGUGAACUACUGAAUAUACAAUGUGAAGCAGGCUUUAUUCCCACUAUAAUCCCUAUCAUGCUUUUGUGUUCCAAUGGGUCUGUUUGCACAUAAUAUUCUCAGGACACUGCCUGUAACGUUGUUUCUAAGAUUCUGGAUGUAAAUAAUCCAUUUUUAAAAUAAAUGAAGCAACAUGUUGGAUUAUU